AAAAUUAGUCUCCAAGGAAAACACUCUGGUUACACUCUCGUAAUAAUACUAACAACGACUUGACCCGCAUACCAUACACACGUGGUUGUAGAACCUUGAAAAGGCUGAAACUUAUGGCCGGCAGGGCAAGGUAGCAACCAGCUGGCCAUUAGCUUGAAGCAUUUCAUGGUUGCAUGGUAACCAGCCAUAGAGUGCCCCUUGGAAGCCCCACUUACGACAGUCAUUGCAGUUAACAUGGGGCUGGGGACUUCUGCACCGCGCGUCCUUAUUCGGAGGAACUCCUAUACCGGGCGGUAGUAUUGGAAUUACAAGCAGAAAGCUGAGGCUCUGUUGACAACCAUGCACACUGGGUGCGUCGUAUCUUGACAUUUUUAUUAACCUUUACGGAGUCAAUGCCUUCUAUCGACUCCGUCGACCCCAACGAUGGUGUAAAAUCAGCCGAUGGGUCUAAGGCUGUUGGCGACAUACCGGCCUCAAUAAGUAACGCCCCAUGGCCAGCCGCACGCAUGGACGCCGGUCUUAUAGGGCUGCAGCCCCGCCUUAGCAGCCCAGCCACAUACGCGCCGCAAAGCCCAGUAACGUUGGGCCCACUGCGCGUCGUCAGUCGCUCCUCCUCCCAGACAAAUGGCUUCAAUGGCUCCGACGGACGACCUACCCUCGACAGCCGAGUCGGGACGCGCAGCACAAACGUCAGGCGCUCCCAUCCCCUUACCGACAGCGAAAGCUCAGACUCCUUCAGGGGCGGCCGCAUGAGCAACCUGGGCAGCGACAGCUACGGUGGCAGCGGCGCUCGCUUUAGCAACAACUUGGGCAGCGAGCCUUUCGCUGGCGCUGAGUCGAGCAGCCGCUUCAGCACCCUCGCGAACGAAUACCUCAGCGGCGGAGGCAGCGGUGGCGGAGGCAGCGGGCGCUUCGGCGGCCCCAGCAACGAGGCCCUGGCGGGCGGCAGCUGCCUCAGCGGCACCGCCGGACGCCACCCUCGCGGAGGCGUUCAAUUCGCGGGCGACAGCGCCAACGACGACAGCGACAGCGGCGGCAGCGGCUGCGCACGUGACAGCAAGACCAGCCUCCUAGAGCUGCCCGCGCUGCCCAGCUUAUCUACCAGCGCCGGAGGAGCAGCAGCAGCCGCAGGCGGCAGCUCCAGAGCCGGAGGUGCCUCUGGCGCCGCCGGCCCUCCCGGCCUCACGCUUUCCUUCCUUGAGUCGCUCCGCAGCGUCAGCAAGCCGGGAUCCACGCUGCGUGACGUGUUCCGUACGACAGUGCUGCCAGCCACCAAAUCCGCGCGCUGUGCGUACGUGAACCUGGUUGGCGGCGAGCACCGCGCUCGUCCAACGCACGUGUUGGUUUGCAGUUGGGACGAGCUGGUGAGCGACGUGGUGGAGCAGGUGGCGGACUUCGCAGCGUCCCUUGGGAGCCCGGGGGGAGGAGGAGGGUCAGGGGUGUCGUCAGGAGGAAGCAGCGGUUCUGCUGCUGGUGGCGGCAGCUUUGCGGUGUGGGUGGACUUGUUCGCGAUCAACUUCCAUGCGGCGCCGCCGCCCAUGGCACCGGCUACCGCAGCAGCUGCGGCCUCAGCGGCGCUGGGCUUGGCAGGCUUGUCCGGGGCAUCCAAGCCCUCCACGCCCCCCAUGGACCCCAGCUCCCAGGAGCGAGCCCGCGCGCUGCCCGCCGCCAUCGCCGCCAUCCGCUGCGUGCUGCUGCUGCCCGGGGCGCAGGGCGGCGCACUGCGGGAGCACCCCUGCACGCUGGCGGUGUGGCAUGCGCUGCGGGGCCGCGGAGGAGCGGGCGGGUCGGCGCUGUCGGUGGUGGCGCCGCCGGACCUGGAUGUGGGACUGGUGCAGGCGGCGUUCGAGGGCCUGUCCGUGUCCACCAAGGCGGCGGAGGACCCGGGCAGCAGCAACAACGUCGCGCUCGGCAGCGGCGGGGACGCCAGCAGCAGCGACGGCGCCACACGCAUGUCCCCCGACCGCUUCACCAUGCGCGCAAUGAGGGACGGCGUCGCCGCCGCCGCCACAACCGCCGUCACCUUUGCCGCGGAUCCCCAGCCCAGUCGUACCGUACGGGAGGGCCUCACGGCGGCGGUCGCGGCGGCGGCGAACGUCCUGCUGACGCGACCUGUGGGGUACGGCACUGGCGUCGCCAGCGGCGGCAGCGGCGGACUCGGUGCUGGCAUGUCUCCGCGACACCCUCCGUCGCUGCCGUCAGCACAGCAGCAACAACAGCCACCAGCCCAGGCACGGACCAGUCAGGGUUACAUGUCGGAUAGCGCGGGCUUCCAGUCGGCGUCGCCGCAAGCUGCCAGGUGGCCCCCCACGAUGCCCUCGGGGCCGUCGCCGCUGCGAGGCAGCAUGGGCUCCUCAAGCCACCGCGCGCUGAUGCUGGCCGGCGUUGACUCCUGGCCGGCGGCGCAGCCGCCCGCCGCGACUUCGGCUGCUGGUACGACAACCGCCGCCGCCGCCAGCGGCAGCCCCAAUGCCGCACGAUUGAGCUCCGUCAGCGUUCCAGGGGAGGAUGACCUGCCGCUGCCGGCGGCGAUGUCGACGUCGGCUGCGGGGGCGACGGCUGACGUCAGCAUGCGGGGUGCUCGUGCGGCUCGGAGCACCGGCGGCGGCACUUGGGGAAUGGUGCCGGCGCCGCCCCCGCCGUCAGGGGCCUCGUACGACGGAGGUGACGGCGCCGGCAACAGGCGGUUGCGGCCGCUGGGCCCGCUGGCGGAUGGGGUCGCCGCCACCGCCGUCGCCACCAUCGAGAGUCCUACCGCCGCCUCGGGAGGGAUGUCUUUCCGGCAGCACCAGCAACAGCAGCUGCGCAUUAAAGCUCCUGCACCCUGGGAGACCAACGCGCCCCUCCCAAGCCCCGGCCGAGCCCCACCGGGCGCCACCCAAGGAUCCGGUCCGCUCACCUUCCAGCCCGAGGCCUCCGCCGCCGCCGCCAGUGCGCCAAUUGGCACCGCCGCCAGCGCCGAUCAAGCACUUCCCGGGACGUCGCCGCUGCUGCCGCCGCCAUUGGUCGGUUCGCUCUCGUCCGGCGACCGAUACCUGUCGCAGCCGCUGCCGCCGCUGACGGCGCCGCCGCCGUCGCUGCCCCAGCUGCCCGACGGCGCCCCUACGACCCCGCAACCGCAGCCGCCGUCGGAGGCGCUGCCCAUGCGGCAGUUCCGCGGCCCUCCUCGGCCGCACGCCCUGAGGGUGGCGCGGCGCAGCGGCGGGCAGCACGGGGCUCCCCGAAGCAGCGGCGGCGCCGUCGUCGUCUCCGCCGUCACGGCGUUCGCGGCCACCGCUGGCGAGGAUGCCGACUCAGAAACCUCAGACCCAGACUCCGACGGCCCCGGACCAUUCCUGGGCGCUUUCGACAACAGCAUGAGCGAGCCAAACCCGGGCAGCGGAAUGCGUGUUUCGGGUUUCGGAGACUCCGGCGGCGCUAUUGUUGCCGUACAGUUUACGGCAGGUCCUGAUGCGGCGUACAGGCGACUUGCGCCGGAUCUAGCUCGGCUGGUGGGCGCUGCCAAGUUGCUAGCAGCGAUGGGCCAAAACGCGACUGCCAUGCGUAUCGUACACCAUGCCGUCGCCGCGUCACGAAGCUUGUACGGUGCCGUACAUCCCGACACAGCGAGAUGUACGAUAGCGCUCGUGGGACUGAUGCUGCACGUGCAACAACAGCAGCAGCAACAGCAGCAAGCCCUUCACGGCCAUCACCACAGCCACAUCCACCUCCACAUGUUGUCGCUGCCGCCUCGUGUGGGCGGCGGCUCAUCGGGAUCGGGUGCUCUGCCGACGGCGGUGGCUUCCAGCGGUGGCGGCGGCGGCAGCACCGGCGGCUCAUCUGGAACCCUGCCCCUUCUCCCAGCCGGCACGCCGAUCCGGCUGUCCACUGACCUGACCACGCUGCCGCCAGGGGCACCGGGUGCGGGUCCGACGGCGCCGCCACUGCUGCCCGGUGACGACCCCGAGGCGCUCAUGCGCGGCGCGCUGACGGUGCUGGAGCGCCACCUGGGCCCCGACGCGGAGGAGGUGGCGGCGGCGCGGCAGGGUCUGGCGGCGGUGCUGGCGGCGGCGGGCCGGCAUGAGGAGGCGGUGCCGCUGCUGCAGAGGUCGGUGGCGGGCCCGGCUGGGGGCCCCUCCGGCAGGGGGGCUCAGCCGGGUCAGUCCGGGCAGGGUCAGGGCCAGCGGGGUAUGGGCAGUGCGGUGGCGCUGGCGGCGGCGCUGGACCUGGCGACCUCGCUGGCGGCGACUGGGAGGGAGCGGGAGGCGCGCAAGGUGCUCAAGGCCCAGCUCCAACGUCUUCAAGAGGAGGAGGACGAGGCGGCUGCCCUCACCGCCGCCGCCUCCAUCUCCAACAUGCGGGGCCGCAGCAGCUCCCACUCCCUGGCCGCCGCGGCAGCCGCCACCGCCUCCCCUGCCUCCCGCAUGAUGAUGCCACCUGCGUCCCACCAGCAGCAACAGCAGCAGCAGUACAAGGGCAGCGAGAGCCCCUUCAGUUCGUACAGUAGCCCGUACGGCGGCACGUUGGGAUCCGCCUCGCCUGCGGGCACUCCGCCGGUGGGCAGUCCAGCCAUGUCGGUGGCUGCGGGCGGAGGAGCGGCGGCAGCUGCGGGGGGUGCCUCACGGGGCAUGCUGACUCCGAUGAAACUGGAGGAGUUGCAGGCCCGUGGGUCACUGCAGCUGGCGCAGCUCAAGGCGGCAGCGGGCAAGGAGGGGGCGGCGCGAGGGCUGUACCGCCGAGCAGUCGAGGGUUUCUCUGUUGUGUACGGCGCCCGUCACCCCAUCACCGCCGCAUGCAUACUGGGCCUGGCUGCCGUACAUCACUCCCUGCGAGAGUACGGCGAAGCUCGUACGCUGUACCGCACCGUUCUGGAUCUCUACCUGGAGCUGCACGGCCCGCACCACCCCGCCACCACCCGCGUGAGCAACCAGCUGGGUGAGGUGGAGGAGGCCAUGGAGGAGGAGGCGUGUGCGGAGGAGGAGGAGGAGCAGUCGGCGGCGGCAGCGGACCGAGGCAGCAACGGCCGGGGGGGCGCCAGGUAGUGGUUGUGGCUGCGUUAAUAAUCGCGAACGCACUCCGACACACUCCUCUGAGCUGCCGCUGUGGAGUUCUCUCCCAGCUUUCAUGACGUUAUCAACUUCUUACAUUUAGCAUACCUGUUUUGGCAGAUUGGCACUUUACAAAGUUGGUACUCCAAGGCCUUUACUACUCCAAGGCCUUUACAGUAUAAGCAGCGUAUAAAAUAAGUAGGUGCGCUCCCGCCCCAGCCUCGGGAUAAACGCUGAACCUGGCUGUCAAGUGUGUUCGAACCGGGCGUGGUGUGCUGUGAGGUUAAUUGGUCGCGACUGGACUUAACAUCGGGGAACUGACAACAAGUUACUUACCGAACAGAAGGGGGAAUGGGGAGCCCAAGAAGUGGUUAAUGCGUGCCGUGGAGGGGGUAAAGAGGGGGGGGUGGCUGUGAGGUAGAGGCGGGAGUGGGCGCUCGCCGUACCGCCCACCGCUGCUGCUGCCAAGGAGGGCGGCCCUGCAGUGCAGCAUGGGUGGCAUUUAGGGUUUAUGGAAUAAAGAUCGGGUCCUGUUGAAGAAAACCAGCGCUGACUAAUCACACAGCCGUUUGUACUACACCCUUUUUCCUUUAUUGUGCGCUUGUGUGUGUGCGGGAGUUUCCUCCUUCCUCGUGUGCUCUCUCUACCCUGACCAGUCCUGAUGUGCCCGGAGGUUGGGUUGGGAGGCUGACGGGAGUGUGAGAGCCAGGGUUCGGAUUGAGGUUGAGGUUGAGGGCCCCUUUUCAUUAUGAAGACAGCUGCUGGCAACGUUUAAUGGUCAAUCCGCGAGCGGUUACAACCGUAGACAACGAGCCUUAGCUGUUACUGUUGCUGCUGCUGUCCUUACUGUGAAGCUGGGAUCCACUGAAAGGGAGACAGUGCCUUUAUAACGUAUGUCGGCGCAUCUUAAUUGCCGGGGUCGGGUAUCUGGUGGUAAGUUGGAGCUGUCAAGGGCGUGUCAUGCCUUGCCUGCUGCAACUGCCGGCCGGGAGAUCUGUUGCGGGUUGGUUGGGGGUGUGAGGCAAGGAAAACCUUACCCGGCCUGCUUUUCGCCGGCGUUUUCGAGUACCUAGUUUUUUCUGUGGCUUGCUGGGUGCAGUGUUCCGCUGCCGCACCAGUUGCCUCAGUUGCGUAAACCUGAGCAGCAUACCGCAGCUUUUGCCGUUCCCUGCACCCUCGUUAACAUGAAGAUUGGCAUUCAGACUUUAACGUCAACUCUCGCUUUGUUUAGGCUCCCCUUUUUCCUUGGGGCGAUUCGCGUUUGGCGGUUGUGCUACUAACUACUGGACUCGUGCGUUUUGAAACGACUGAGCCGCGUGCGACGGCGGAGAUUGCCGCCUUGUGUGUUGACGCCUGGGAGACGGGCCCUUGUUGAAUGAGGCUUUUGACUACAUACAUCGUGUACCGGGCGGGUGCGCUAUAUACCAACUGUGUAUGUGUUCUUGUCUGUACACGGCGACACGGCGGCCUGCAUGGUGGUUUCGGAGACGGCGGUCGGGGGUGCUGUGUUGCCUUAUUGGUUGAACGUGUGUCCGCCCCCGACGGGUUCUACCCGGUAGCUGUCUGCCUGCCGGCCUGCUAGCUCCGUCGGCAGGACAGGACGGAAGGAAACUCGUAACAGCUGUGUCGAGGGGUGCACCGCUGAAUGAAGCGGCGGCAGGGGCGGAGCAGCAGGAGGAGAAGGAGGAGGCACAUGCAUGGAUGGUUGCAGGGAGGCGGGCCGCGACAUAGGUUCCGAACAGGGGCAGUUGCUCUGGUGUGCAUGUCGGUAUGUAUGACAGUGACUAAUCGACUUGUGUGGGGUCCGGUUGGAACAACUGGGAGGUAACCUUACGGUAGCCGAGACAUGCUUGGUUUCGGGAUUCGUGGUGUUAGAAGGGGAAGGGGGUGAUGCCCCUUGUUCCCUUGUUGUCUGACAUGUUCCGAGAGUGGUGUGUUGAUCGUGGCAAUGGUUAACAGGGUGCCGACAUGAAGACGAGGGAUGUUGUGUUAUGUGAAGGGGCGACGGGGGAGGUGCGUAUGUGCUUGUGGCGUGUAUGUGUAUGCGUGCGCGUGGACUGCUGUGACUGCGGCAACACCGGCAUGGCUGCCAACUGGGCUGUUUGGUGGUUGCAGCUCACUGCACUGGGCGGUCUUCUGGGAUGGCUCCCCGCUGUCGGUUGCAGCUUGGGAGGCCGAGAGGACCUCGCAACAGCAAUACAGCAUGCUGCUGGCAGUUAAUCGUGUGUACGACGUGACGGUGUGCGACAAGACCCCUUACGUGUUGCAUGUGCGAUUUCGUGUGUGUGUUGGGGCCCUGUGACAGCGGCCUCCCUGUUUCUGCGCGCCCUUGGUGGUUGUAGUACGGUAGUAGCAGGUACGAGCUGUUGAUUUGAGAUCCACAAGCUCUGGAUGUCGGGGAUGUCGGUUGGGAACAGCGGGGGGCUCUUAACAACUCUGUGCUUUCUAAUGGUUCCUGGAAUGGAGUUUAAUAUACAGGGAGCAUUGCUCAACAUCGGAGCUAGGAGCUUCCGGGGACGCCGCUGCGAGGAUGUUAUGACCCGUGGGUCACUACUGAGUGUUGGCUUGGUACGGGGUGGGCCAUACCUUGGGAAGUAACUUCCGGACGGGGUGAGUGUGUUAAUAAUCUGACCGCUGGAGUAUGUGUGUGCGGUUGUUGCGUUGCCGCUGCUUAAGAGCCGGCGAGCACUUGGAUUGGGUGCGGAACGGUUUGGAUUUGGAGGGAGCAGGUGUCGUACUCGGGAAGGGAGGCGGGAGUGAGUGGGCGUAUAACGAGGGGGAACACCUUGACGAAGAGGGCUGACGCUGCUUUGGUGUCCGGCCGUGACAGCAGACAACUGAUGAUCAUCGGAAAUGUGACACCUUAAUAGGCGAGGAAGCGGCAUAUGGGGGGAGCGGCUGAGUGUGUGUGCUGUGUAUUUGUAUUAUCCGGUUGACUUUGGGCACUCUAGCUUAAACGAACGCUAGCGGGUGCGGCAAGGGAGUACGACAGCCAGCCACGCUGGUCGCGUCAUCAAUAAAUCGGCGUUGUGAUCGACUGUGUGCCGUGACUCACGUUUCUAGAGGCCCGGGCGUUUGCUCGUGGGACAUACGCAGUCGCCUUUUGACUGUCCGCUGGCUGUCCCCGCAGCCAUGCAUCGCCUUCAUGGGUUUGAAUUUCCUCGGUCAAGGUUUGAGUUUCGCUCUGGCUUUGUUUGCUCGCCGCGGCUUAGUUGGUCAAACCUGGUCAACGGGGCGGGCUGGCGGCCCCUCCACGCUGCAUUAUUAACUCUGGUCCCAACAAUACCGUAAUCGUCACUACGAUCCCACGCAGGGCUUUAACUUGGGUUGAACUAAUGAGUGCCGCGGGCUUGCGCGGCUAUGUGAAAGAAUGUCGCGCGGCAGCUCAAUGCCCUGUUUCUUGGCAAAAAUGUGUAAAGGGCGGUCGAAGUUCCGUCUCCGCGGACUGUAAUAUACUCUCGUCCUAUGCGCGUUGCUCCCUGAUUAGGACCUUUGUCCCAAUUGCCGUUUCAGCCUUUAGGCGGCUAGACCCAUUUGUACCUUGCUGGG
Messenger RNA from Astrephomene gubernaculifera, 8576 nucleotides. The record is from the annotation of a GenBank genome assembly. NCBI's taxonomy places the organism in Eukaryota, Viridiplantae, Chlorophyta, Chlorophyceae, Chlamydomonadales, Astrephomenaceae.